GUGAUUUUACAAAAAGGGCAUUUUAUAAUGAAAAACUGGAUCUGACUUCUGUGGAGGGGCUUGGUGACCUUAUCCAUGCAGAGACAGAGGCACAGCGUAGACAAGCACUCCGCCAGAUGGAAGGAGCACUGGCUGAACUCUACACUCGUUGGAGACAAAUAUUGUUGUACUGUCGAGCAAGCCUAGAAGCUUAUAUUGAUUUUAGUGAAGAUGAUAAUAUUAAGGAAAGCGUGGUAGCAGAGGUUGAAAACAAAAUCUGUAAACUUAUCCAAGAGCUGGAACAACACCUGAUGGACAAUCGUCGUGGAGAAAAACUCAGAAGUGGCCUGCAUAUGGCUAUCCUUGGUAAACCAAAUGUAGGGAAGAGUAGCUUCUUGAAUAUUCUGACUCAAAGGCCUGCAGCCAUUGUGUCUCCUAUCCCAGGUACAACUCGGGAUGUGGUUGAAACUUCCUUAGAUCUGGGUGGCUACCCAGUCAUCAUCAGUGACACAGCAGGUCUUCGACAAACAGAUGACAUUGUUGAGAUUGAGGGAGUGAAGAGAGCGCUGACCAAAGCCCGUCAAUCAGAUAUUGCAGUGAUCAUUCUAGAGGCACCUGAAGUUUUACCUCUUGUUAAAUGUGAAUCCUUCAGUUGGGACACAUUUUUUAGUGACUACCUCAAAGAAAUAGAAAUCUAUAAUUGUGAUGAAGUUGACACUAGAAACAAUUUUGUUGAUGAAUCAUUUAAUUGGAUCAGAAAUAAAGAUCAUAUUACAUUGAUUAAUAAAAUGGACCUCAUUGACUGUGUUGAGGAUAGGGAUUUGCUGGUAAAAGUUCUCAAAGAUUCGUGUGUUUUACUUUCUCUUAAAACACAAGAGGGUAUUGAGACCUCGCUCCACAAGUUAAAGGACCUUUGUGCUUCUCUUUGUGAGAUGGGAACUGCAGAAAAUCCCACAUUAACAGCAGCCAGACACAGAACACAUAUUUCAGCAUGUUUAAAAUCUCUGAAAAUUAUAAUUGGUUCUGAUUAUAAUAUUCAGACAAAUAUGAAUUUGUGUAGAAAACAUAGAGGGUCAAAAAAGGAUCUGGAACCACAGACUAUUAAUUUUUCUCAUCAGUCAUUCUGCUCAAAUAAGGUUACAACAUUUAUUGAUAAUCAUUCUUUCAGCAAGACUGUUAAUCAACAACAUUUUCAAGAUGAAGCUUCAGAUGAUGAUGAAUCAAUUAAUCUUCUGCGCUCAGAGGAGACAAUAGUGGUGGCUGCCCACUACCUCCACAUAGCAACUACCAGUCUUAGUCACAUCACCGGACAAAUCACCACAGAGGACAUCCUUAGUCAUAUCUUUAUGUCAUUUUGUAUUGGAAAAUAAAAAAAAUUUUCUUGGUAAAUUCUAUAUGGAGCAAAUACAAAACACUGAAGAAUAUAAGGAAUUUGAAAGAGCCCUCAGAUUAUGUAAUGAUAAUUCGUUGAAUAGUUUUACCAAAUAUUGUAAAAUACAUAUAUGCACACAAAGUCCUCAUUUACAUUGUUGGUGCAUUCCUAGAAAACACAUAAGAUGAAUUGAUGAAAAUUGGUCUACAGUAUUUCCUCACUUUAAACAAGAGAUUCUUUCCUAGAAAAGGCCAUUAACACAAAUUUUUUUUAACAUGGUACAAAGGUUCAAGACAACCAUUUUCUCCCUAAUUGACAGGCACAGUAAUACAUAAAUAUACAUUAAUAUAAUUCAAUAGAAAUACAGUAUAAAUGAGCAGAUUUUUAUAUAACUGGAGGAUGAUGAUGCAGGAUACGGUGGCCUGUGAGAUGGUUACAUAUUUUGUCAUUCGUAUAUGUACAGUACGCCCGGAUAAUUCACAGAUUUUUUUUCACGGUCCUCUAUUAUUUGUGGAUGACACCCUGGAUGUACCCAAGAAUGUUUGUGGGUACAGUGAGUUCUGCUAUAACGCGUGUUUCGAUAACGCAAAUAUGCUCUUACGCGAUUUAUGAACAGAGGAACGAUAUUUGUAUAACGCGAAAGCUUGUUUGCUGUAACGCGAUUUUUGCUUACUAUUUCUCCAAUUUUGUGUUAUUUACUGUGAAUAUGGUAAAGAAGAAUAUCUCCAA
This is a messenger RNA of Homarus americanus (American lobster), 2080 nucleotides long. Its product is annotated as tRNA modification GTPase GTPBP3, mitochondrial-like. Lineage: Eukaryota; Metazoa; Arthropoda; Malacostraca; Decapoda; Nephropidae. Gene Ontology annotation, molecular function: protein binding; GTPase activity; GTP binding. Gene Ontology annotation, cellular component: mitochondrion; cytoplasm. Gene Ontology annotation, biological process: tRNA wobble uridine modification; tRNA methylation. The record is from RefSeq and is a predicted model, not a curated record.